Messenger RNA from Centruroides sculpturatus (bark scorpion), 633 nucleotides. RefSeq lists its product as uncharacterized. The transcript has a single exon. Lineage: Eukaryota; Metazoa; Arthropoda; Arachnida; Scorpiones; Buthidae. The coding region runs from base 1 to 633 and encodes 210 amino acids. The record is from RefSeq and is a predicted model, not a curated record.
AUGGCGGACCUUGCCCAGAUCAAUCAUGCCAUACGGCUGUUUUACUCCAGGGAUGACAAGGUAAGUUCUAUUGCUAACAACGCCUUGAGAAUUGUUGUACAGAAGCGCAUCAGAAGAGACCCCACGGCCGAAGACAUCUGCACGUAUCUUAAUGGAUCGAUGGAGGAAGAUUUUGGAUCGAAAGCCACCGACAUCCGCUCAGUCUGGACAAGACUGAGAGCCACCACCCGCCGACUCAGGACACGUAUCCCUAUUGAGUGGUCUCCAGGAGAGAGCUCUCCCAUACUCACCAUCAACGGCAGCAUAGUUAACAAAUCAACCUGCUCAAGCACCCUUAGCAGCCUGAUCCGUCUGAACCACCUACUCUCCCUGCACCGCAAGCCCGACCAGGGCAAGGCGUAUAAAAUUACCAGCGCUUGCCGGGAGAGUAACCACUUCAUGAAGGAAGGAAAAUACACCCACUUCGCCGACUGGCGAUUCGUUCACCGUGCCCGCCUCAGUGUGGUACCCCUCCGUGGGCAUAGGAGAUUCGGAAAUCAGCCAAAAAGAUGCAGGAGGUGCAGCUAUAACAACGAGACGCUCGCACAUGUACACAUGUACUUUGCCACUGUUGCCCAAACAUGGUGGCAAUAA